AUGAGCUGUUUAGAUGAUGGAUGGCAGAAAUUGAGAGUAUUGUGUAUGAUGGAUAGCAGCAGUGGGAAAAAGGUCUUGUUGGAAGGGUGGUCGUUGGUGCUGGCCACCAGUUUCCAUGAGGGAUUUUCGAGGGUAUGGUGGCCGUCGUUGGAUGCUGUUAGUCUUUUGGGGUUGAGGAGGGUUGGAAAGGGAAGAGAUGUUGGGUUAAACCAAAUUGCUUUAUUCGAAGGUAAAGUGGCUGGAGGAAAUGGGGAGCAAGUUCUGAGCAGGGAUGUAUACAGGCUUGGACAACUUCUUGACUUCUUUAGAAUGCUCUCUUUCUACUUCACCACCGUUGGUUACUAUGUUUGCACAAUGGCUUUCUCUGGACUGGAUCGAGGAAUUUCAGAGGCAGCUACAAUUAUGGGUAACACUUCAUUGAAUGCAGUGCUAAAUGCUCAAUUCUUGUUCCAAAUUGGAGUUUUCACUGCAGUGCCAAUGAUAGUGGGCUUUAUACUUGAAAUGGGAUUACUGAAG
This is a messenger RNA of Ilex paraguariensis (yerba mate), 516 nucleotides long. The record is from the annotation of a GenBank genome assembly. Lineage: Eukaryota; Viridiplantae; Streptophyta; Magnoliopsida; Aquifoliales; Aquifoliaceae.